CUGGAUGAGUCUGUGAGUGCUGAGGAGUCAAGUGCUCCACAGGCAUCCCUGGCAAGCUGGCACCAGACCCCACUCAGCAGAGAAUCCCAGCAGGCGCGCUCCCUCCUUUUUCAUGCCAGAGGGCCUUCAGAGGCCGCCAUCAGGAGCGCUCCUUGGGGCUCCCCUGGUGGAGAAGGAAGCUUAGGGUCUGUGAUGUUCUGGUCCCCCACAGUAAGAGGAAAGAGGACACUGUGGAUGUCUGUGAAUCUCCUCCAGCACUCUCAGCCUCACAGGCCUCAUCGCCCUAGCUCUGUGGGAAGCCGCCCCUCCCCUCUGCACACAGAUGGAACAGUCUGUGUUUUCCUGGCAGGGUCCCGGGGGCAUCAUUGGGGGAGGCUGGGCAUCCCAGGGAGCCUCCCCUGGGCCUGGCUGCCACUGCACCGCUGAGAGCAUGGCGGACUACCUGAUCAGCGGCGGCACCGGCUACGUGCCCGAGGAUGGGCUCACCGCGCAGCAGCUCUUCGCCAACGCCGACGGCCUCACCUACAACGACUUCCUGAUUCUCCCAGGAUUCAUAGACUUCAUAGCUGAUGAGGUGGACCUGACUUCAGCCUUGACUCGGAAGAUCACGCUGAAGACGCCACUGAUCUCCUCCCCCAUGGACACUGUGACAGAGGCUGACAUGGCCAUUGCAAUGGCUUUGAUGGGCGGUAUUGGUUUCAUUCACCACAACUGCACCCCAGAGUUCCAGGCCAACGAGGUGCGGAAAGUCAAGAAAUUUGAACAGGGCUUCAUCACAGACCCCGUGGUGCUGAGCCCCUCGCACACCGUGGGCGACGUGCUGGAGGCCAAGGUUCGGCAUGGCUUCUCCGGCAUCCCCAUCACUGAGACGGGCACCAUGGGCAGCAAGCUGGUGGGCAUCGUCACCUCCCGAGACAUCGACUUCCUUGCCGAGAAGGACCACACCACCCUCCUCAGUGAGGUGAUGACACCGCGGAAUGAGCUGGUGGUGGCUCCAGCCGGUGUAACAUUGAAAGAGGCAAAUGAGAUCCUGCAACGCAGCAAGAAAGGAAAGCUGCCCAUUGUCAAUGAUCGUGAUGAGCUAGUGGCCAUCAUUGCCCGCACCGACCUGAAGAAGAACCGGGACUACCCUCUGGCCUCCAAGGAUUCCCACAAGCAGCUGCUGUGUGGGGCGGCUGUGGGCACCCGCGAGGAUGACAAGUACCGCCUGGACCUGCUCACCCAGGCGGGCGCCGAUGUCAUAGUGCUGGACUCAUCCCAAGGGAACUCUGUGUAUCAGAUCGCCAUGGUGCACUACGUCAAGCAGAAGUACCCCCACCUCCAGGUGAUUGGGGGGAAUGUGGUGACAGCAGCUCAGGCCAAGAACCUGAUUGAUGCUGGUGUGGACGGGCUGCGUGUGGGGAUGGGCUGCGGCUCCAUCUGCAUCACCCAAGAAGUGAUGGCCUGUGGUCGGCCCCAGGGCACUGCCGUGUACAAGGUGGCUGAGUACGCCCGGCGCUUUGGGGUGCCGGUCAUAGCUGAUGGUGGCAUCCAGACCGUGGGGCACGUGGUCAAGGCCCUGGCCCUUGGAGCCUCCACAGUGAUGAUGGGCUCCCUGCUGGCUGCCACCACGGAGGCCCCUGGCGAGUACUUCUUCUCGGAUGGGGUGCGGCUCAAGAAGUACCGGGGCAUGGGCUCAUUGGAUGCCAUGGAGAAGAGCAGCAGCAGCCAGAAACGAUACUUCAGUGAGGGGGAUAAGGUGAAGAUCGCACAGGGCGUCUCGGGCUCCAUCCAGGACAAAGGCUCCAUUCAGAAGUUCGUGCCCUACCUCAUCGCGGGAAUCCAGCACGGCUGCCAGGAUAUCGGUGCCCGUAGCCUCUCUGUCCUGCGGUCCAUGAUGUACUCAGGAGAGCUCAAGUUUGAGAAGCGGACCAUGUCGGCUCAGAUCGAGGGUGGUGUUCACGGCCUGCACUCUUACGAGAAGCGGCUGUACUGAAGACGGUGGUGGCCGAGGCAGCGGAGGGGAUGCCCCCCAGGACCCCGCUUUGGGCACAGUCUCCCUCCAUAACUGAGCGGUCCACAGAUUUGCACUAUGGGUUCCCUAGCUCUUUUCCAGGGAGAGAAGAGGGGAGGCCCUGAGGGUCUGGGGCCCCUUCCUGGGCAUCCCCCACAGACUCAGGACUGCUCCUGGGGCCAGGCUGCCCUGGGAGCCCCCUGGGUCCCCCCUUCUUCAGUCCCCCUGAGCCCAGCCAGCCUGGGCUCUCAGGCCCUGCGCCUGCCUCAGGUCUUUCUCGCUGCAGCCUGCUCCGGCCCAGCUCCUACUCCUGGGACAGGUGGCCCCUCCUGGCUUCUCCUGUAGGGCACCUCUCUCCCCAACCCCCACCCUGGAUAUGGUGCUCUCCUGGCCCUGCCGCUGGCCCCUUCCCAGGCUGCUGCCCCCUCAACCAUGUGGCACUUCUGGGCUCCUGACCUAGGCCAGAGGGAGGUCUCUGCCCCCUUCCCCUGGCGCUAGGCUAUUUGGGCUCUGUUCCUCAGGCCGCUCCCCUAUCUCUGGCCCUGGGGAGGAGGCUGCCCAUCAUUCCUGACUCACCACCAUCCCCAGGUGUACCAUUCCUGCCCUCUCCUCUCAGCUGCAGUUGAAGGCUUUAACUUUGCACACUUGGGGUCACAGUUGCGUCAUUGUGUAUUAAAUAAUCUGAAUAAAUCCAGAGGUCUCAAUGCCUC
Messenger RNA from Ceratotherium simum simum (southern white rhinoceros), 2703 nucleotides. NCBI's taxonomy places the organism in Eukaryota, Metazoa, Chordata, Mammalia, Perissodactyla, Rhinocerotidae. The record is from RefSeq and is a predicted model, not a curated record.